GAUGAGAAAGUGACAACAGUAACAAACCACUGUUUCUUCCGGGGUCUAAACAAUCUUUUAAGAUUGUUUUACCAAAUUUAAAAAAAAUAGUUUUUUCGAUCGCUUUUAGUUUUAAUGUAAUUAAUUGAUUUUAAUGAACUGUAUUUAUUGUUAAGUUAAGAGUUUUUCUAAGGUUCAACAAUGAGUUCGCCAUCAACCCACAACAGUCACAGUUUCAGCGUGAUGCGCUUAGACGACAGUUCGUUAAAGGUCGUCGUUUCCCAAGGCGAUUGCGCAUCCUUGGCCCGAGCUCAUCUUAGGAUGAAAAACGCGGCCGAAGUACUUCAGUGGAGUGUGGAAUCGGCCGGAGGCACUAAGCCUUUCGGAUUUUUAGACGAUUAUUGUCGUCUGGUGAUAGUUGUCAAAGGUGAAGGACUGGAGAAUGGCGACAACACGGUCAAAUUGUCUUUCUUCGUCAAGACACUUCCACGAUAUAAUGAAAACAGAUUGAGGCAAAUUCACCAACAUGGAGUAUUCAGAAAGGAAACUAUGAUGUACUACCUUUUGCUACCAAUGCUCAAAGGCGAUAAUGGACCCACAGCCUGGCGUCCAAAAUGCUUCCUCGUCCGCAACGACAUAGUUGUUUUGCAAGAUUUAUCCAUGUAUAAUUUUCGCCAUUCGUAUCCAAAAUUCUCUUUGGAUCUUGAUCAUGUUAAAGUUGCUUUAACGGCAUUGGCUCGUAUGCAUGCAAGUUGCAUUAUUUACGAAAAGAAAAAAAAUUGUUGCAUGGGGAGAGUUUACAAAGAUCUUAUGUUCGAGACUAUGGCCAAUAAUAAUCAAUGGUGGAGAACUGGAGAGGAUACUGCUCUGGCAAUUGCUGAGGAAUCUGAGAAAUUCGGUAAAUAUACCGAAUACCAUUCCAUGGUACAGGAGAAGUUAAUUGAUUUCCUGAGAUUGGCAUGGUCCAUGGUGAAACCAUCGCGCAUUUAUAAAAAUGUGGUAUGCCACCGCGAUACGCGCAAUCACAAUUUGAUGUUCAAAUAUAAUUCAACUGGUCUACCUGAACAAUGCAUCUUGGUCGAUUUCCAAAGAUGCACCUACAAUCCACCAGCUUUGGAUUUCAAUCAUCUUCUAUAUCAGACAACAUCCAGAAGCUUUAGAGACCAGCACUAUGAGGAAUUGAAGAGGUUCUACAGAGCAGCAUUGGUAGAAAAUAUCACGAAGGAACAUUUGGAUGUAAAUGAUAUAAUUCCUGAACAAGAGUUUGAUGAUAGCACAGAUGAUUUGCGUUUGUGCGCUAAAAUUUUGGCGGUGAUGACAUUGCCUCUUACUCAAAUGCCUCCAGAAAUACUGGCAGUUUUGAGCCACGAUUCUGAGGAGUUUGAUCGUACUGUUAAUGGAAUGAGAAAGCAGACUGUAUUGGAUCUCAUGGAGAAUAAUGAAAAUUAUCGUACAAGCUUGAUAGAAGCUAUGGAUGAACUACUGGAAGAACUUUUAGAGGUUCCAAAGAAGUAA
Ctenocephalides felis (cat flea) is the source of this 1494-nucleotide messenger RNA. RefSeq lists its product as uncharacterized. The transcript is spliced from 5 exons. The coding region runs from base 181 to 1494 and encodes 437 amino acids. NCBI's taxonomy places the organism in Eukaryota, Metazoa, Arthropoda, Insecta, Siphonaptera, Pulicidae. The record is from RefSeq and is a predicted model, not a curated record.